CACGAAUCAUAAAAUUGUCGAUACAUUUGAAGAAUCACAUCAGAAAGUGUAUAAAGAUUGAUAGAAGAAAUAUUAAAAUGAACAAACUUUCAUUCACUACGAUAUUUUUGACAACAGUCCUAUUUUGCUCCAUGUACUGCGAAUCAUUGAGUGUUGAACAAUUUAUUACCAAUAAUUCUUGCUACAUUCAUUCUACAAGAUAUGACUACGAUGGAUUCGUUCCAGUAACAUUGAAUUGGAUUCGUUGCCCUAGUAAUGUAUACCCUUCGAUGUUUGUACGAGCGAAGUGUUUUUCUCGAUGUAAAAAUCCUGUUACUGGCAAUGACCUCAGCACACAACUGUACACAACUAAAGAAGUCAAAUACGCAAUGAGAUUUGAAGUUCGAAAAAGCAAUAGGGUUGAAACUGAGACUAUCACAUCAGUGCAGACUUGCAGAUGUGUGAGAAGAUAAUAUGUCUACAUAUUUGAGCAAGAACCAAUGGAUUGAUUAAACAGCAAAUACCAUUAAAAUAUAUUGCAUGCAUUUAACACAUAUCAUUGUUUAUAAAAAAAAAAAAUUUUGAAUAAUUUUUACUAACAAAAAUGUUCGUUCAGUUUGAUGUUUUUCAAUUAUUCGCAAGGCAAAUAAGCAAUUGUUGUAGUAGAUUGACCAAUUUUCAAUUUUUUC
Styela clava is the source of this 668-nucleotide messenger RNA. The record is from RefSeq and is a predicted model, not a curated record. Lineage: Eukaryota; Metazoa; Chordata; Ascidiacea; Stolidobranchia; Styelidae.